Messenger RNA from Peromyscus californicus insignis, 264 nucleotides. RefSeq names its product neutrophil antibiotic peptide NP-2-like. The record is from RefSeq and is a predicted model, not a curated record. The transcript has 2 exons. Gene Ontology annotation, cellular component: extracellular matrix; extracellular region. NCBI's taxonomy places the organism in Eukaryota, Metazoa, Chordata, Mammalia, Rodentia, Cricetidae. Bases 1 to 264 code for a protein of 87 amino acids. Gene Ontology annotation, biological process: antimicrobial humoral immune response mediated by antimicrobial peptide; innate immune response in mucosa; cellular response to lipopolysaccharide.
AUGAGGACAUUCACUCUACUCAUCGCCCUUCUGGUGGCCCUCCAGACCCAGGCAGAACCUCUCCAAAGAAGAGCUGAGGAGGUUCUAGACCAGGAGCAGCUGGGAGAGGAUGACCAGGAUAUGUCCAUAUCCUUUGGAAGGGAUGAAAGCAGUGAUCUUCAAGAUGCAGAUGUGAAGUCAGGCUUGACCUGCUAUUGCAGAUUAAGAGGCUGUGGAUUUAGAGAAUGUCUCAUUGGGUUCUGCCGGUUCCAGAAUACCAUCUAA